AUGAAGCCACGGGACCCAACAGAUGCACCAGACGCUUGGCUGAAACUGGCGGAUACAGCCUGGGCCUAUGAAAAGGACCGUGUAGAACGAUGGCGGAAUGAGAUUAAUACACUGCUCGUCUUUGCCGGCUUGUUUUCCGCCGUCCUUACUGCUUUUUUGGUUCAGUACUAUGCCGUUCUGCUGCCAGCCCCCGACUUAAACACGAUGAUCCUUGACCGCAUACUAUCCUUGCAACUCGGUAACAUGGCUACCAACGCCGUCGUAGCGACCGCUAACUCGUCGAACCCGGCGCAUAUGCUGAUGGUUCUUGCGAACUCCUCAUCUACAAACUUCACCUCACCACCCGCUUCGCCGCCCCGCUGGAUCGCCACGCUGUGGUUCGUUGCCCUGGUCUUCAGUCUCAGUUCGGCUUCCGUCGGUUUAGCCGUGAAUCAGUGGCUGAACUUCCAUGCGAUGGAGAAAGCUGGGUUGCAAGAUGCAUCCCAGAAGGCUUGGACAUGGCAGCUCCGUAGGCGUGCACUGGACAAGUGGAAAGUGGAGGACAUGGUCAGCAUCCUUCCAUUCCUUUUGCAGGUGGCCCUCGUCCUCUUUCUCGUUGGGAUUGUGGGCUACCUCUGGGAGCUUGGCUUCGACAUCGCCGUUCCGAGUACGGUCUUUGUCGGCAUAUUGCUUCUCUUCCUAGCUUUCACAUCUGUGUCACCCACAUUGGAUGAAUACAGUGCCUACAAGUCACCCCAAGCGUGG
This is a messenger RNA of Fomitopsis serialis, 744 nucleotides long. RefSeq lists its product as uncharacterized. The transcript has 2 exons. NCBI's taxonomy places the organism in Eukaryota, Fungi, Basidiomycota, Agaricomycetes, Polyporales, Fomitopsidaceae. The annotation marks the transcript as partial. The record is from RefSeq and is a predicted model, not a curated record.